Molecule: messenger RNA, 4504 nt
Organism: Anopheles bellator
Lineage: Eukaryota; Metazoa; Arthropoda; Insecta; Diptera; Culicidae
Product: long-chain-fatty-acid--CoA ligase 1
Exons: 8
Coding region: 422-2554 (710 amino acids)
Biological process (GO): long-chain fatty acid metabolic process
Cellular component (GO): membrane; endoplasmic reticulum
Molecular function (GO): long-chain fatty acid-CoA ligase activity
Source: RefSeq, a predicted model, not a curated record
UCUCGUUUGCAGUGAUCCGUCGGCCAUACAGCAAAGUGCAACCGGCCUGCAGAUUGUGCGGAGCGUAGGAAAAUGUGGUCCCCAACAGUGCAGUAAUAGUAUCGCUUGACGUUUGUCGUCACGAUCAACAGCGCGGACCGCGGACGCCGAUGUAAAAGAAGCAUGCCUCGGGCCGUACCGGAAGCAGUCGCAGCAAGGUCCCGAGUCUAGCCGGAUGCUUGGCCAGACGGAGCGCACUCAGUAAACGGCAGGCAGCAACAGUGUUGACAGUGUUGGAGAGAAAAGUGAAGACUGUGUUACAGCGAGAAGGUCAUCGGUCCAAAAACUCUCUCAGUGGUCAACGGGAGUGUAAGAAAUCGAUACCAGACGACAAGGACACUUGGUGACCCACUGAACUGCAGCUGCAAGGAACCCGCGGUGAAUGAUCUCAGCAUUUCGCAACCAUAUAACGGCGUGGUUUAAAGCAGCAACCAUCAUCAUGUCUAAUACAACAGGAUUUUUUGAUGAGAUCGAGGAGAGCCUACAGUGCGUCGGAGGUACGGCCGGUGCCGUCGCCCUGACGGCUCUCGCCGCCGGCACAGCCUACUACUUGUCGACCCGACCAGUGCCGGACAAACCGCUAGUGCCUCUAGAUAACCAAUGUCCAAUAGAAGACGGACCGGAACAGAUACACGUCUCAAAGUUCUACAAAGAGGCGAAGGACGGCAAGUUCGUCAGCUGCCUCGAGGAUGACGUGCGAACACUGUACCAGUCCUUCCGCAAGGGUUCCCACGCGUCCAACAAUGGGCCGUGCUUGGGAUGGCGAGACAAUCUGCAGUCACCAUAUCAGUGGAUGAACUUCAACGAGACGCUGCUGCGCGCGAAAAACUUCGGCUCCGGGCUGAUCUCACUGGGCCUGCGGCCCGGACCCGCCACCUUCAUCGGCAUCUACUCGCAGAACCGUCCAGAGUGGAUCCUGUUCGAGCAGGGAUGCUACUGCUACUCGCUGGUCGUCGUUCCUCUGUACGACACGCUCGGGCCCGACGCGUGUGCGUUCAUCGUCGAGCAGACGGAGAUGCAGGUCGUUGUGGUGGAAGACGACAAGAAGGUGAACCAGUUGCUCGAUAAGCCCUCGAGAUCGCUCCGCAAGAUUGUGGUCAUCAAAGAGGUACGUCCGGCGACUCUGCAGCGUGCGAAGAACGUCGGAGUGGACGUGCACACGUUCGACGAGGUCGAGAAGCUGGGCGCCAUCAACGACUACCCGGAGCUGGAACCGAAGGCGUCCGACCUGUGCACGGUGUGCUACACUUCCGGUACGACCGGCAAUCCGAAGGGUGUGAUGCUAACCCACGAAAACGUGCUGUCCGGUGUGACCGGUGUGUUGCUACAGCUCGGUAUCCACCGGCCACGAGUCGGUGACGUAAUGGUAUCCUUCCUGCCGCUCGCGCACAUGCUCGAACGGUGCUGCGAAAACGGAGUGUUCUAUAUGGGCGGUUCGGUCGGUUACUUCUCGGGCGACAUCAAAGAGCUGACCAACGACCUGAAGGCCCUCAAACCGACGCUGAUGCCAGCCGUUCCGCGGCUGCUCAACCGGGUGUAUGAUAAAGUGUACGCCGAAGUGGCCCGAUCGUCCGUCAAGAAGCUACUCCUCAGCAUGGCGCUCAGCUCGAAGGAGGCCGAAAUCAAGCGGGGCAUCGUCCGGAAGAACUCCAUCUGGGAUAAGCUGGUGUUCCGGAAAAUACAGGACGGUUUCGGGGGCCGCCUCCGUCUGAUGGUGGUCGGUUCGGCCCCGCUCUCCACGGCCGUACUAUCGUUCUCCCGGGCCGCUCUCGGGUGUCUCAUCUGCGAAGGAUACGGGCAGACCGAGUGUACGGCACCGAUCACGCUCACGGUACAGGGUGACUUUGUGGCCGGACACGUCGGCCCGCCGGUCGCCUGUAACGCCAUCAAACUGGUCGACGUGCCGGAAAUGGAGUACUACGCUUCGCAGCAGCAGGGUGAAAUUUGCGUCAAGGGAGCGAAUGUGUUCAUCGGAUACCUGAAAGAUCCGCAGCGUACGGCCGAAUCGAUCGAUACCGAUGGGUGGCACCAUACGGGCGACAUUGGCCAGUGGCUCCCGAACGGAACGCUGAAGGUGAUCGAUCGCAAGAAGCACAUCUUCAAGCUGAGCCAGGGCGAGUACAUUGUGCCGGAGAAGAUCGAAAACGCGUACAUCCGCAGCCAGUACGUCGAGCAGGUGUUUGUGCACGGUGAAAGCUUAAAGAGCUGCAUAGUGGCGAUAGUGGUGCCGGAUGUGGAAGUCAUCAAGAGCUGGGCCCAGGAGAACAACAUUCCCGGAACGCUGAGCGUGCUGUGCAAUAACCCGGACGUGAAGCAGCUCAUCCUGAACGACAUGAUCCUCUGGGGCAAGGAGUUUGGGCUGAAGUCUUUCGAACAGGUCAAAGACAUUUACCUUCAUCCGGACCCGUUCUCGGUGCAGAACGGGCUGCUGACACCGACGUUCAAAUCCCGGCGGCCACAGAUCCGAAGCUACUUCGCGCCCCAGCUGGACGACAUGUACAAACACCUUGACUGAACGGCGCCAGUCGAGCCAACCGCGCAGCGGUGUCGCGGUCAUCGCUAAUUAGAAGUGUUUCGAUCGUUACUUAAGAACUGAACUCGUUUUUCUCUGGUUUAGCACAUGCAUUGUCGGGUGGGGAUUGUUCGACAAAGGGACAGCUACAGUUGCGCGAUAGCGAUCGCGAGAAACGAAUGAACCAAAUGCCCUACUUUUUCCUCCUUUCCUUGGUUCCUUGAAUGGCUUUUUGGCAGUCGCUUUUCUCGGUCCACAUUACACCAGCCGCGCACUAAUAAGCAGCACGGUGACUCAAUCGAGACUUUUGGCUCGUUUGGCGUUGCUGCUGAGGUGUUAAAAGUGGUCGUCUCGUAGCAGGAUGGUUUCUUAAAGGGUAUACUAACACGGCUAGAAUUCUGUCAAUUCUUUACACACUCUACACACGAGCAGUUCUUAUGAAGCAACGGGAAGGUGUGAUAACAUAAACCCAAAUUAAGUAGACGCUACAACGCAACUGCGCAAGCUAGCAAAACAAAGAAGAUUCGCAUUCAUGUUACCUUUUAGCAACGUAGAGCAAAUUGUCCUCUUCAUUCAUUUACUCACGAAACGGUGGAAUUCCAAAUCGAAACUUGUCCAAUCGUACCACAAGGAACUAGUGCGCGCAUCGCGAUGGCCUAUUGCUGCUGGGCUGGCUGCUGCAGCUUUUUAUCAAAUAAUAAUCAAAUGUUGGGCAAAAAAAAGGGUUGGCCACAAAACCACCUGACCAAACGCGCCGCGGAAGCAGCUUAUUGCUGGGGCGGGGAUAUCUGCGCCGAGUGCUGCUACUGAGAAGAGGUGGUACUUAUCAUUGUUUCGAUAAAGUCUAGUCAUAUUGCAAAUUCUUAAAUAUCGCGAAUUGAGACGUCUUGGCUCACAGCAACUCCUCGACACUAAACCUAAUUUAUUAUCAUUCACUCCAUGCCGACUGACCGGUGGGAGGUGCGAGUGGUUAGUGAGACAAUAUUUACGUAUAGAGAGCGUGUACGCCGGAACGAAAUGCAUGGACACACGGGCAUAAUAAGUUGCCGUCAGUAGACUAGCCUUCUUUUAUAGUUUCCGUUCAGCUCGUUUCAUGGCAGCAGCACUUAGAGCAAUUAUAUUAUCGAGGGCCGCGGUACACACGGAAGUGGCGUAAGGUUAGCGGCGUUGGUUAAAUUAUUAGGGGGGUUACAAAUUGUAUCGUCAGACAUUUCAGUCACAUUUUACCUAUUUCAAAUCGGUAGAAAACCAACUGACUGCAGAAAGGGAGGACAACAAACUUAAAACCAAUUGAUAAUCGAGUACCGAACUUCAGAAAGAAGAACACUCUUUUUCUCUCUGUAGUGGCCGGUGGGAUCAUUAGUGGGGAGGUAUAGGUUAAAUUGAAAUCGUUAAAAAGUAUAUAAAGUAUCUGCAGCACUUAAUGUCACACGAAUCGAACGGGAAGAGAGACCCCUAAAAACCAUCAUCGUCGUCCGGCAUUAUCAUUGCAAUCGAAGCAAAGGGGGUUAACAGUGAGUUACUAUUGUGUCCUCGUCUUAAUAAGGAUGUUUCGGGCGACGUAGUGGAAUGAGGGUGCGGGCAAAUGUUAGUGAAAAUUGUAGGCUGAGUGCUUAAAGUGAAAACGAGUGUGUAUUUAAAUGAUCUAGCGGAUCGCUGGAUUCUACUAAUGGGGAAGGUGCCGCAGAAUGUGAAGUAACCCGAAGCAGGCGUAUUAGUUGAACUACUAACCCAGAGAGGACAAACCAAUGGCGUCGCAUCCAAAAACGAAAACCAAAACUCACAACUAAACCAACCAACACAAAAACACAAACCUAUUGAGAAUAAUGAACGCAAAUUAAAUUACCAAACAAAUGAAGCAAAAAAAGCAACACAACUUUUUAUUACUGGGCCGCCUAUACUUAGAUCAAAACUUACAAUAAAAUUAUUAUUAGUUAGUUGAAGGUAGUUAAA